This is a messenger RNA of Bursaphelenchus okinawaensis, 1027 nucleotides long. The record is from the annotation of a GenBank genome assembly. NCBI's taxonomy places the organism in Eukaryota, Metazoa, Nematoda, Chromadorea, Rhabditida, Aphelenchoididae.
AUGCCGCAACACCAACUACAUAGGCAACAGUCCUCGACCAGCUGUCAGUUCGAGAGCUUCAACCCCUCUGAGGCACACUACUUUUGUUGUUUUGGGUUUUGUCAUUCGAAAGUAUGUUUAUUGGUGUUUGUACUUGUGGUCAAAGUACAUGUACUCACUUUACAUGUCUUUUUACUGUCAUUUAUCUUCAUGGAUUUUAUGUUUCUAAUAUGACGUACAUUAUGAAAUGGUAUUCUGUUACUGAUAAUGUCAAUUUCAGACUGUCGGUGUACUGGUGUUUCUGUUCGAGCUGAUAGAACUGAUUAGUUCUGCUGUAUUUUUGUUUUUAAAGUCUGCAAGGUAAGUUAGCGUAUUUCGUUACUAUUCUGUCAAAAAUUGUCGGUAAGACAACGUAUAUUAUAAUAAAGAAAGUCACAUUAGUUAGCCGUCACGCUUGAGAUGUCAAUAAUCAUUCAAGAUAGCAAAAAUACGUCUGAGCAUAUUAUUUUAUAUCUUAAUGUUUCAGUUAUAAUACCAAAGAAUGGCAGAGUACAGAAGUGUUGAUAAUAGUAGGAGUGACAUUGGUGGGCCUGAUAGCUCUUGCUAUAAGCACGGCGUUACUGUUUAUGGGCGUAUGUUGUGAAGAAAGUACACUUGUGAUACCGUAUAUGUUACGUCAGGUAGGUUGAACCUUGUUUUACUUCACUUAUCACAAGGAAAACUUUAAUUACAGUAAAAUGACGACGGUUUUCUUACGUUAACUGUAUUUGCUCAGCAGAAAUCGAAAAUUUAGGUAAUAAUGAUCCUGUUACUUGUAAUUACUGGUUUUAUAAAAAUGAGUUGGGCAUGGCAUAUUAUCCCGAUAGUUUUUGUUCAAAUGGGACUAUUGGUACUGUCAUUUGGUACUUACAAGUACUUUGCCGAUAAAGAAAAGUUCAACUCGACUACAGAGAAUGCAUAUGCAUCUAGGAAUGCAUCUCAACGUACCAACAACAAGGCCAAGUUGUCGCAACAGUCGCAUCGACUCUCUACUAUUGAUUUAUGUUGA